UAAAGGGGGUAUAGAACAACUUUACUUUUGUCAUUUAAUUUAUUUAUUUGAAAAUUUAUUUCGUUUUAGUUUACGAUAUACAUUUCGGCCAUUCCCGGUGCUUAUUUCAAUAAUUUAUGUGUAUGUGUGGAAACGGAGUUAGUUUGCAAGAAAUACCCCCUUCCCCCUACCCCCGCAACGCGCAAGCGCUCGGGACUGUGUGGGAAUGGUCGGUCCACGAACUGGGGGUUGGACCGCUCCGAGCGAAACAGAGCAAACGAGUUUUAAAUGUCCGCCAUGUUGUCCAUGGCGCACUGAACCAACGGUAGGGAGCGGAGCGUCGGAAAAAAACAGUCCGAGAGAGAGCGACCAAGAUCCGGGCCUUCCCCCGGCUCCGUUGGCGACGCCCUAAAUACAAGCUACAACCAUUCGAACGUUAGAAUAGAGACUAACCGCACAGAAACAUCCAUGAAAGCUCCACUCGGUACCGUUGUGAAUAUUAGGAGAUCGGAUAGAUUUAUAUUGCACCUCGAAUUGUGAAAAAUGAGUAAAUUGUCGUUUCGGGCACGGGCGCUGGACGCUUCCAAGCCACUACCCGUCUUCCGUUGUGAGGAUUUACCCGACCUACACGAAUAUGCAUCAAUUAACCGGGCAGUACCGCAGAUGCCGACGGGGAUGGAGAAAGAAGAGGAAUCGGAACACCAUCUCCAGCGGGCCAUCUCGGCACAGCAGGUCUAUGGCGAGAAGCGGGACAACAUGGUCAUCCCAGUACCGGAGGCGGAGAGCAACAUCACCUAUUACGACUCCCUCUACCCUGGAGAUUUCAAGAUGCCAAAGCAGCUAAUUCACAUACAGCCUUUCAGCUUGGACACAGAGCAGCCAGAUUACGACCUGGACUCAGAUGAUGAGGCCUUUGUCAACAAGCUGAAAAAGAAGAUGGAGAUCAGCUACCUGCAGUUUGAGGAAAUGAUUGACCGGCUGGAGAAAGGCAGUGGACAGCAGGCUGUGAGUCUUCCUGAGGCCAAACUGCUGCUGAAAGAGGAUGAUGAGCUCAUUAAAGAGGUCUUUGACUACUGGAGCCGCAAGAGGAAAAACAGCAAAGCCAACUCCCUCAUCCCCACCGUCAAGCAGGAGAAACGGGACGGCUCAAGCACCAGUGACCCUUACGUGGCCUUCCGACGACGCACUGAGAAGAUGCAAACUAGGAAGAACCGUAAAAACGACGAGGCCUCGUACGAGAAGAUGCUGAAGCUUCGCAGAGAUCUCAGCCGAGCCGUCACAAUCCUGGAAAUGAUCAAGAGGAGGGAGAAGAGCAAGCGAGAGCUGCUGCACCUCACAUUGGAGAUUUUUGAGAAGAGAAAUGUCAUGUCAGACUUUGGUGGUGAGGUUAUGGCAGAAGUUCUGGCUGAAAGGGCACUGGUGAGGCCACAAAUCAUCCCCCUGGUCCCACUCACCAACCAGUACCGACACCAGGACCAUAUGGACCUCAAGGACUACAAGUCCAAGCCUGAGAAGACAGAAGUUCCCCGGCAGAAAAGGAAGUAUGAGAAGAAGCCAAAGGUGCUGCCACCAUCAUCAGGCACACCCCACCAUACAGGUCCGGUUGUCUUCAACGCCAAGGACCUAAACCAGUACGACUUCCCCAGCUCGGAUGAUGAGCCCUUUUCCCAGCUGCACUCAGGCUCAUCAGAAGCAGAGGAGGAGAACGACCCAGAUGGUGCCUAUGCCUUUCGCAGGAAGGCAGGCUGCCAGUACUAUGCUGCUCGUCAAGAUCGGGUGGGUAGCUGGCCGUGGUGUGGACAAUGGGAGGGUGGUUUGGCAGAAGCUCGCUUUCGCUACAGUCUCACCACAGUCACCAUGCCACGACGAUGCCUGGGCAUGGCUCGACGGCGCGUGGGACGAGGCGGCAGGGUGUUGCUGGACAGAGCAUACACAGACUUUGACAACAUUUUCCAUGGACUGGAUCCAGACAUGCUUGACCUGCCUGUUCCUCAAUCUCCUCCUCCUCCUUCUCCUCCUCCUGCAACUACUUCACGCGCACCGGCCACCGACAAGUUUGCCAGUACCUCAGAAACAAAUACCUCGGAAAGAAGUUCCUCCUUCAGUUCCUCUCUUUCCCCAUCCUCCCCCACUUCCACGGACCUCAGUCAGAUACUGUUGAAUAUAAAGUCGUGCCGAUGGAGGCACUUUAGACCACGGACACUACCACUACAUGAGCUGGACAAUGCCCACCCUCUUUUCAGGAGGCUGAGCCGAAGCCUGAAGCGCCCACUCUCGGCCUCCACCACCGGAGGGCAACCCUUUGGCUCCCAACGUCCAGGGAGGGUUGUCCCUGCACCCACACCCGUUGCUGCUUUCACAGUUGAACAGUACCAGCAGCAUCAGGAGCAGCUGUCCCUGAUGCACAAACAGCAGCUGGAGCAAGUCCAGCAACAGCAAGCCAACAGCGCCACCACUGCCAACAGCACACAGCAGACCCUGGCAAAUACAUUGGACCAGGCCAGUGCUCAGUUUGCCGCCUCGGCCCUCGUGACCGCCGACCAACUGCUGGCUCUGAAAACCAAGGAGGAGCUAGGACCAGGAGUCAAUGGCGUCCUCUCCCCCUCAGGUGUCUACAAGGGCUUGCACCUCUCGAGCACAGCGUCCCCGUCCCCUGCCACCCCGGCUCCUCCCACUGCUACAACGACACCUGCUUCGCUCCACCCCUGUACCACCACCACCAGCUCCACGUCUGCUACCAGUAACAACAAUGGCACCACUCACCCUGCCAACACAACUACCACUAACACCACCACUCAGGUCCUGCUGGGAAAUAACAACAACCUACGGCUGAGUGUUCCCGCCACCAAGCGCAUCCCCACACCCCGGACACUGAGCACCACCAUGUCUACAUCCGCCUUAAAGCUCGCCCACGCAGCAGCCGCCAACUGUCAGAAACCCAAGGUCACUACAGCCUCGGCCUCGCCGCUGGACAUAGUGCCCAGGGAGAAUCAUGAACAAGACAAGCCAGCACUGAACAGUCUAACGGACAACACAGUGGCCAUGGAGGUUACGUAGCCUCUCAUACACUGCUCUGAGGAAACGUGACUCCAUUGGGUUUUUUUUGUUUUUGUGUUUUGUUUUGUUUUUUUUGUUUUUUUUAAGGUGCUAUGCAUCAUUCGUUAGUCAUGAAUGCAAGUGGUGGCGGACUGAGCACGGCAAGGCUGGGUUUCCAUAGCAACAGUUUGGGACUUAAUUGCAAUGCUCGUCUCGUACAAUUCCCCCCCAUUUGUUACUGUUAAUAGGAGAUCUCUGUAAAUUCUUAAUAUGGCAAUUAUAUGUACAGUACUGCAUAUUUGUAAUACCCCUCUCCCCACCCUUGUUCUUGUAUAUAACAUUACUUGAAUACAGAAUUGUUCAUUUGUGAUGUUUUGCACUCGAUAUUAAAAAAAAAAAAUUCAAAAUUAAAAUUAAAAAGAGAAAACGACAAACUGCAACUGGUGCGAGUAUGGGGUGUGAAAGUUAUACCACAGAAAAAUGUAUGUCAUCACAUGCAUGGUGCGGAACCUGCUGUUUGAUCUAUUUAUUGUGCCGUGUUUACAGAGGUUUUCCCCCCACAUUCAUUAAAAAAAUUAUUAUUUUUUUUUUAAAUACACUGUAUCCUUCAUCAGUUCCCUGUGCUGUAGUAAGUGUUUAGGUAGAUUUAUACAAAAAAAGAAGUCCCCACUAUUUUUUUUUUUUUUCCUUCCUUUUUGGAUGUUGUGAACAUGGCCGGGGGCUCACCCGUUUUUGUUGGGUGUUCCCAUGUGUCUGUUUAAAUCCACGCAGACGUGUGUUUGUUAAAGAUUCAGGCGCAGGGCAGUAGGAGAUGUGUAUUUAGCCCUUUUCAGACGUGAUGUGAAGCAUUCGGCUCAAUCAGUCUCUUAAAUUGACGGCACUGUCGUUCAGAAUUCACUCACACACAUCCGGGGGGUCUGCUGUUGUUGCCACGCGUACCAAGAACUUAUUACAUUUGUGGUGAUUAGUAUUGUGUGAGGUGCAGCCCGCGCUUCUGAAUGUUUCUUUGACCAAGAUCUGUGGGUGCUGCUGACUGUGCUGUACCCACCUGCCCCUUGCACACAAGCCGAGGGCUUUUCUGAAUCAGGAGCAGCUAAAA
Messenger RNA from Haplochromis burtoni (Burton's mouthbrooder), 4114 nucleotides. RefSeq names its product enhancer of polycomb homolog 1. NCBI's taxonomy places the organism in Eukaryota, Metazoa, Chordata, Actinopteri, Cichliformes, Cichlidae. Gene Ontology annotation, biological process: regulation of transcription by RNA polymerase II. Gene Ontology annotation, cellular component: piccolo histone acetyltransferase complex. The record is from RefSeq and is a predicted model, not a curated record. The transcript has 14 exons. Bases 523 to 3036 code for a protein of 837 amino acids.